AUGAUGAGAAAAGGGCACAGUUUUACUCAAUUUGCUGUGAGCACGUGCAGCGGUCAGCCAAUCACCAUCGGAGCAAAUACCGAGCGCGUGAGCCUCACUCAGCCUCCUUCAGUAACAGAUGGCCUGAAAACAUCAAAAGUCAAGGGUAAAAACAGCCGCAUCAAGAGGCCCAUGAAUCCCUACAUUAUUUGGGCAAGGAAACACCGGUCUGUCUUGGCCAGGGCCAAUCCAAAUGCCAGCUGUGCUGAGGUCAGUGAGCAGCUUGGAAUUGAAUGGAGGAAGCUGAGUGAAGACCAGAAGAUGCCCUACUACCUAGAGGCAGCGAGGCUUAAAUGGGAACACAGCCAACAGUUUCCAGAUUGGACGUACAACCCUCGUCCACAGAAGAGAAAGCAAGUUUGCCCGGACGAAGCAGCUCCAGAAACUUCAGCUAUACAGAGCAAUCUAAUAUUGCCUGACAAUGACUUGACUACACAUCAUCAGAAGAGGAAGGAAGUCGGCCUGGAAGUAGCUCCUCCAGAAACUUCCUCUGAUGCCUCACCAGCCAAAUCCCAGGCCCUGCUGCAGAGAUCUAGUAGUUUGGAGAAAACAUCCUCACCGAGAAGACCUGAUCGAGAGCCAACCCCACCUCGUUUCCCUGACGAUUUACUGUCCUGCAUGCCUGAGCCGUUAUUCACCCAGACCAGCACCUUGGACUAUCAGGAAACCUCCAUUGGGAUGGACCUGAAUGAUCACUCUUUCCCGGACUAUGAUGACUUUUCUGCCCUAGAUCAGUAUCUUUUUGAUCAAGAGUCUGUGGCAGACAGCAAAGACACUAACAGCAGAGACACUUACAGCAGAGACACCCAUCUCAGCGCAGGCCUAAAAUCUCCACCAGUCCUGGACACCAAUGCCUUGGAAGAGUUGUUAAACUCUCUGCCUCAUUCAGUUAAUUAUUAA
Clarias gariepinus (North African catfish) is the source of this 939-nucleotide messenger RNA. RefSeq names its product sex-determining region Y protein-like. Bases 1 to 939 code for a protein of 312 amino acids. The record is from RefSeq and is a predicted model, not a curated record. Lineage: Eukaryota; Metazoa; Chordata; Actinopteri; Siluriformes; Clariidae. The transcript has 6 exons.